UGACAAUGAAAAUUAGAACACAAAAUGUCUACGAGUAUGAUUUGAAACGAGAAUAAGCAAUAGACUCUUAAAAUAAAUUCAAGAGCAUAAUAGCCUACGGGAUAACUCCUCAUCAAAGCACGGCCUAAAAGUGAAUUGCUGAAGCAAGAACUGAAAAUGGCAACUUCAGGAUUGAUUUUUGUUUCUCCAUCAACCUCACAAUUUCUCAGCUCACAAUCACAUUAUUCAAUUACCUCUAUUCUUCCAUUAAACCCCAUGAAAUCAAACACACUCUCAAUUCUUCCUCUUCCACAACACCCUCAUUUUCUCUCUCUUCACCUCAAAAUCCAAAGAAAAGCUAUCAUCACUGCUGCAAAUAUUGCUUCCACUGGGAAAUUGGAAGAUGAUUUACCACCACCUCUUGAUUCUACUUCAGACCCACCUCCAAUUUUUGAUGGCACACCAAGGUUGUAUAUUUCUUACACUUGCCCAUAUGCUCAACGGGUAUGGAUUACCCGUAAUUGUAAGGGAUUACAAGAUAAAAUAAAGUUGGUGCCUAUUGAUCUCCUAAACAGGCCAUCUUGGUAUAAACAAAAAGUCUACCCUCCUAAUAAGGUUCCAUCAUUAGAGUACAACAAUGAAGUUAGAGGAGAGAGCCUUGAUUUGAUAAAGUUUAUCGACAGUCACUUUGAAGGGCCGUCCUUAUUCCCCAGUGAUUCUGCAAAGCAGGACUUUGCUGGUGUACUCUUUUCUUAUGCUGGUUCCUUCCACAAAGCUGCAACUGCUUCUUUCAAGGAGGAGAAAAUUAACGCAGAAACCGGUGUUGCCUUCGAUUACAUUGAGGAGGCUCUUUCCAAGUUUAAUGAUGGCCCUUUUUUCCUGGGUCAGUUUAGUCUGGUUGAUAUAGCCUAUGUCCCAUUCUUUGAAAGAUACGUCCCCUUCUUGUUAGAUGUGAAGAAAUACGAUCUUACAGCUGGGAGACCUAAAAUUGCAGCGUGGCUUCAGGAGAUGAAUAAAGUUACUGGAUACAAGCAAACUAAAACGGAUCCAAAGUUGCUUGUUGAAAGUUACAAGAAGCGGUUCCUGACCUCUAACACCAGUGAUUGAAGCUGAGCACAGGAAAAGCUUCUUUAUGUCUAUUUCUAUAAAGCCAGAAAGGCAUCGAUGAUUUCAUGUCAAAUGGAUUUGAUGGAAACUGGUGCUAGACUGCUAGUGCGACAACCAGCCAUUUAGAUGCAGUAGCUGCCAUUUUGGCAAAUCAUUUUUUCGCAUCAUUUGUGUUGAAAAGCUAACAUUUCAAAUACCUAAGCUAAAAUUGAAUUUAGAGUACGAAUAUAUAUCGAUAAAAUAUUAUUAUAAGAUUUUGACAAUAAAAGUUCGGAACUAAAAUAUUACAAGAA
Beta vulgaris subsp. vulgaris (sugar beet) is the source of this 1379-nucleotide messenger RNA. Its product is annotated as glutathione S-transferase L3. The transcript has 10 exons. The record is from RefSeq and is a predicted model, not a curated record. Gene Ontology annotation, molecular function: glutathione transferase activity. Bases 157 to 1086 code for a protein of 309 amino acids. Lineage: Eukaryota; Viridiplantae; Streptophyta; Magnoliopsida; Caryophyllales; Amaranthaceae.